AUGAAAUAUUUAUUCAGUCUUGUUCUCUUACAUUCGAUUUUUGGUUCCCCUCAAAUCAAUCUUCAUUAUACAGAUUGGGUAAGUGAGAGUGAAAGUAAUAAUGCUUUGCAACAUGAUUAUUUACGUGUUACUAUUUCAAUUGACAAAGCACAUUUGAGUCGUGAAAUUAUAUCUUAUUGUAUGAAUGAACUACUGGCCAAAGUCCAAAUUGAGAAUAAAGAUAUUUUUCCAAAGUUUACAUUUUGUGAACUGUCGAAACAAAAUAUUACAAGUCAACAAUUAUACUAUUGGUCAGCACCGAUGGAUGUUGUUGAACGUUAUCAAUUCUAUUUAAAUCAAUUAUCAACAUCAAAUGAUAAAUCUCUAGAAACUCAAGUUUUCUAUAAUUGUACAUUUCCUAGGUUUGGUUCCAUGUGUCAAGAUGAAAUUACAUACAAUCAUAAAAAUUAUUCAUCUUUACAUGAAGUUAUUCAUGAUUACUAUAAGCCAAAUGAUUAUAAUGCAAUUCAUCGGACCUGCUAUACUCAUUGGCAAUGUAAUCGUGGUCCUUUUCCAGCAUGUUUAGAUUGGAGAGAAAUCUGUGAUGGAAAGGUAGAUUGCAUCGAUGGCAAAUUGGAUGAAGAACAUUGUUGGGAACUUGAAAUUAAUACGUGUAAGGAUGAUGAAUAUCGAUGUAUGAAUGGCCAAUGUAUACCACUAUCGUUCUUUCGGGAUGAUGUUAACACUACUGAUUGUUUGGAUAAUUCUGACGACUAUAGCGUAAAGAAUAACGAAGAUCAUGUAUAUAUGUAUGAUGAGCCAUCAUUUAGAAAUGAAGAAAACACAUAUAAAUUUACACAAUAUCAGUAUUUUUGGAUGCAAGAACGUGACAGUUUCAUAUUUAAAGCGAUGCAUUUGGCCGAAGACUAUACGAUGCGUAAACAAUGUUUAUCAGCUUUAAGAUCUAUUUUAAAAAUACCAAACUACGAAGAAACAAUUUUUAUCAAGACUUGUGAACAACGAAAUUUCUCAUUUCAAACUAUUUGUGAUGGAUUUACUGAACUGAUAUCGAUACUUAUCGAAGAAAAAAAUGAAACGGAAUGUGAACAAUGGCCAUGUAAUAAUAUUUAUACUCAUUGUGAUGGCUUAUGGAAUUGUCUUAAUGGUGAAAAUGAAAUUGGUUGUUACCUAAUUUCAACAUUAAAUUGUUCUUCAGAUCAUCACCUAUGUGUUUCACCUGAUACAAAUCAACUGAUGUGCCUAUCUGCUAAGAAAAUAAAUGACAACAAGAUCGAUUGCCUUGGUGCUACUGAUGAGCCAACAUUAUGUCAAAAAAGAUUAGGCGGGCAAUAUCUGUCUGGUUUUUAUUGCACCAAUCAAAGCUUUCAUCCAUGUGUUAGUCAAAUCGAACUAUGUGAUAGGCGUGAAAGUUGUACUCAUAGAGAUGAUGAACAAUUUUGUGAAAAAAAUCGAACAAAUACUUACUUCUAUCGUAGUAUUUGUUUUCCCGAACUCCUAUCAAUUCGUUCUGAAGUCGAGCACUUUUUAUGUCAAACAGCACAGAAUAAAUGGAAACAACCAAUUAAAUAUUUUUCAUUAGAUGAAAGAGGCAAAUCCGUCACAGAUCAAACGAAGAUUGAUACAAAAGUCGAUUUUCCAACAUUAAAUCUAAUGAAAACGUUUCAAAAAUAUCAACGUCGAUGUCAUCGUGGUUUUGAUUUACGUGUAUGGUUAAACAAUGAAAAGAACUUAACAAGAAAUACAUGUCUUUGUCCACCUACCUUUUAUGGUGAUCAAUGUCAAUAUAAAAAUCAACGAGUGAGUUUAACUAUUCAAUUUCAAGCAUUAUCGGAUUCUUGGUCAACAUUAUUUGCAAUAAUUGUUUCACUUGUCGAUGAUAGUGAAGAAAGAAUAAUUCAUUCAUAUGAACAGUUCACUUAUUUGUCAACAAGAGAUUCAUAUAUAGUUACUAUUCCACGAAAUAAUGAAAACAUUCAAAUUUGUUCAAGUUCUCAAUGUAUUCAUGGUAAAUGUAUCAUAUAUUCGAAUAAUCCACAAAAUAAUAUUUUUUGUCAAUGUAAUCUUGGAUGGUCUGGAAGAUAUUGUACUAUUCCUCAUGAUUGUAUUUGUUCAUCAGAUUCAAUAUGUAUUGGUUUAUCUGCUCACAAUCGAUCUAUAUGUGUUUGUUCUGUUCAUAAAUUUGGUUAUCAAUGCCUUCUUGUCAAUACAAUUUGUCAAUUGAAUAAUAAUUCAACCUGUUUAAAUGGUGGUCAAUGUAUUCCUGUUGAUGAAUAUAUGUCAUCGAAUCAGAAAUUUACAUGUAUUUGUUCAAAAGGUUAUACUGGUGAUCAAUGUGAAAAAGUUGAUAACAAAAUUAUUUUGUCAUUUAAUAAAGAUAUUAUUUUAUCUCCAUCAAUAUUUAUUCAUUUCAUAGAAGUUAUUAAUGAUGUAACACCAAGGAGAAUGACAACUUUUCGAACAAUUCCUCUAUUACAGGAUUUAAUUAUACUUUAUUGGUCACGACCAUUUCAUCUUGUUUUUAUUGAAGUUUACAAUAAAAUUUAUUAUUUAGCUGUUAUUCAAAAAACUUAUACUCGAUCAACAACUAUUGCUACAUCGAUAAAGUCAUCAGAUCGUUGUCAACAUAUAAAUGAAUUAUUUAAUGAAAGCUUUGUUCAAAUGCAUCGUCUUCGUCGUAUUAAAUAUUACCAUUUACCAUGUCAAAGAAAUUCAUCAAAUCUAGCUUGUUUUUAUGAUAAUGUUUCUAUUUGUUUAUGUUAUAAUUAUGACAAACAACGUAUAGCAAAUUGUUUUGAUUUUAAUCAUGAUAUGAAAUCGGAUUGUUUAGGUCAAAGUGUUUGUGAAAAUGAUGGUCAAUGUUUUCAAGACACGCCGUAUUGUCCAGAAAGAUCACUAUGUAUUUGUCGACCAUGUUUUUAUGGAACACGAUGUCAAUUUACGACGAAUGGAUUUGGUUUAUCUCUUGAUGCUAUCUUAGGUUAUCAGAUUCAACCAAAUAUUAAUAUUAUAAAUCAGCCAAAUAUUGUUAAAAUUAGUUUAACAUUAACUUCCAUCUUAGUGAUUGCAGGAUUCAUUAAUGGAGUUUUAUCUUUGAUUACAUUUAAUAAUAAAAUAAUAUGUGAAGUUGGUUGUGGCUUGUAUUUAUUAGGUUCAUCGAUUACAACUUUACUUACAACUAUUUUAUUAGGAUUGAAAUUUUGGAUACUUGUUCUAGCACAGAUGUCCCUUUUAAAAAAUCGUUUAUUCUUACAAAUUCAAUGUAUAUCACUCGAUUUUCUUUUACGAGUUUGUCUUAAUAUGGAUCAAUGGUUGAAUGCGAGUGUUGCUGUUGAACGCACUAUUACAAUAAUAAGUGCUACUCAUUUUCGAAAGAAAACAAGUAGAAAAAUAGCUAAAAUAGUUAUUAUUAUUCUUUUGAUUUUCAUUAUUGGUACUACUAUUUAUGAUCCUUUUUAUCGACGCUUAAUUGAUGAAGAAAAUGAAGAUGAUAAACGCAUAUGGUGUAUUGCUACUUAUCCAUCUAGUUUACAAAUAUUCAAUUCUAUUAUACAUAUAUUUCAUGGUUUAGCUCCAUUUAUUAUUAAUCUAAUAUCAGCUGUUAUUCUCAUAACGAAAAAAUCUCGUCUACAAUCCAAUCUUCGACCGAAUCAAAAUCAUAAACAACUUUUAAAAGAACAAUUUCANAGCAUAGUAGAACACAUCAAGUUCCAUGGAAACAAUAUUUAG
Rotaria sp. Silwood2 is the source of this 3726-nucleotide messenger RNA. The record is from the annotation of a GenBank genome assembly. Lineage: Eukaryota; Metazoa; Rotifera; Eurotatoria; Philodinida; Philodinidae.